Messenger RNA from Cavia porcellus (domestic guinea pig), 942 nucleotides. Its product is annotated as olfactory receptor 10K1. NCBI's taxonomy places the organism in Eukaryota, Metazoa, Chordata, Mammalia, Rodentia, Caviidae. The record is from RefSeq and is a predicted model, not a curated record. Gene Ontology annotation, biological process: detection of chemical stimulus involved in sensory perception of smell; G protein-coupled receptor signaling pathway. The transcript has a single exon. The coding region runs from base 1 to 942 and encodes 313 amino acids. Gene Ontology annotation, cellular component: plasma membrane. Gene Ontology annotation, molecular function: olfactory receptor activity; G protein-coupled receptor activity.
AUGGAGAAGAUCAAUGAAACCAAGGUGAAAGAGUUUGUUUUCCUGGGCUUCUCAGCUCUGGCAAGCCUCCAGAAGCUGCUGUUUGUUAUCUUCCUGCUCCUCUACCUGUUCACUCUGGGUGCCAAUGCUGUCAUCAUUUCCACCAUUGUGCUGGACAGAGCCCUUCACACCCCAAUGUUCUUCUUCUUGUCCAUUCUCUCCUGCUCUGAAACAUGUUACACAUUUGUGAUUGUACCCAAGAUGCUGGUUGACUUGUUGGCUGAGAAGAAGACCAUCUCCUUCCUGGGCUGUGCCAUCCAGAUGUCCACCUUCCUCUUCCUUGGCUGCUCCCACUCCUUCCUCUUGGCAGCCAUGGGUUAUGAUCGCUACGUGGCCAUCUGUAACCCUCUGCACUACGCAAUGCUUAUGGAACCUGGGGUAUGUGUGAGAUUAGUGUUUGCUGCUUGUGCUUGUGGAUUUAUUGUCUCUGUGGUCAUCACCUCCCUGGUAUUUCACUUGCCCUUCCACUCCUCUAACCAGCUCCAUCACUUUUUCUGUGACAUCUCCCCUGUCCUCAAACUCGCAUCUCAGCACUCCCGCCUCAGUCAGUUGAUCAUAUUCAUGCUAGGUGUAUUCGUCUUAGUUAUUCCACUGUUACUCAUCCUGAUCUCCUAUGUCCGUAUCAUCUCAGCCAUUCUACAAAUUCCAUCCUCUGCUGGAAGGUACAAGGCCUUCUCCACCUGUGCCUCCCAUCUCAUAGUGGUCAUUGUUCACUAUGGCUGUGCCUCUUUCAUCUAUUUAAGGCCCAAGACCAAUUAUUCUUCAAAUCAAGACACUCUAAUAUCUGUGUCUUAUACCAUUCUCACCCCACUGUUCAAUCCAAUGAUUUACAGUCUGAGAAAUACAGAAUUCAAGUCAGCCCUUCGAAGAACAAUGGGACAGACUUCAUAUCCUAUUAAUUAA